UUGGUGACGUUUCUGACAAAUGUCAAACAAUAUUCUAACCUAAAAAUGUCAGAUGAUGCAGUUUUUGAAUUUUUACAUUCUGAAGUAAUUAAUUACUUCGUGAGCCGAAAUGAAGAUCAAAAUACAGAGGGAAAGGAUGAAGAUUUGUCCACAAUUGAGUACAUGGGGUUUUCUACUGGGUACAGGAUAAUAGAAAGGUUGACGAAAGAAAUGCCACGUUUUAAAGACGAACUAGACACAAUGAAAUUCAUUUGUACUGAUUUCUGGUCAGCGAUUUAUAAGAAACAAAUUGAUAAUUUAAGGACAAACCAUCAAGGUGUUUACGUGUUGCAAGAUAACAGUUUUCGAUUUCUCACAAAGUUAUCAAAUGGAAAACAAUAUUUAGAAGUAGCUCCCAGAUUUGCUGCAUUUACUUGUGGGGUUAUCAGAGGCAGUCUUGCAAAUUUAGGAAUUGCAAGUCUUGUUACUUCUGAAGUAUUAAACAUGCCGUCGUGUAAAUUCCACAUACAGGUUCAAAGGACAUAAAAAAGUUUAUUAAAAUGGAAUUCUUUUAUUUUUUAUUUGGGUGUAUUCGAAGAAAUGUAAUGUAAGAGAUCAACUGCUGUAAUAAUUCCAACGGGUUUUUCAAUUGUUGAUUGUCCAGUAUCUGAAAAUAUAUUUAUCAGUAAAUUACAUUUAAAAUUAAUAUAAACAA
Messenger RNA from Tribolium madens (black flour beetle), 694 nucleotides. RefSeq names its product trafficking protein particle complex subunit 6b (gene Trs33). The transcript is spliced from 3 exons. The coding region runs from base 46 to 525 and encodes 159 amino acids. Gene Ontology annotation, biological process: regulation of GTPase activity; endoplasmic reticulum to Golgi vesicle-mediated transport. The record is from RefSeq and is a predicted model, not a curated record. Gene Ontology annotation, cellular component: trans-Golgi network; TRAPP complex; cis-Golgi network. Lineage: Eukaryota; Metazoa; Arthropoda; Insecta; Coleoptera; Tenebrionidae.